Molecule: messenger RNA, 4676 nt
Organism: Hippocampus zosterae (dwarf seahorse)
Lineage: Eukaryota; Metazoa; Chordata; Actinopteri; Syngnathiformes; Syngnathidae
Gene: rab2a
Product: RAB2A, member RAS oncogene family
Exons: 8
Coding region: 166-804 (212 amino acids)
Cellular component (GO): Golgi apparatus
Molecular function (GO): GTPase activity; GTP binding
Source: RefSeq, a predicted model, not a curated record
GUGGCGAGGGCGGGCCUAGUGACGUAGAGCUGAGGCUCUGGCUGUUUAUUGUUCCUUCUUCAGCGCCGCCACAGAAAAAGGAGACUAACACGCCGACAACCAGCUUUGGCACGCAGUUAAACAAGGUGUGAUUGUCUGGACAACUGAGUGCUCAAAUCGAGGGCCAUGGCAUACGCUUACCUCUUCAAAUACAUCAUCAUCGGAGACACAGGCGUCGGAAAGUCAUGUCUAUUACUACAGUUCACAGACAAGAGGUUUCAGCCUGUUCACGACCUCACCAUUGGGGUAGAGUUUGGAGCGAGGAUGAUCACUAUAGAUGGCAAACAGAUCAAACUGCAGAUCUGGGAUACGGCCGGCCAAGAGUCAUUCCGGUCCAUCACCAGGUCUUACUACAGAGGAGCAGCAGGAGCACUGCUCGUUUACGACAUCACAAGGAGGGACACCUUCAACCACUUGACGACCUGGUUAGAGGAUGCGCGCCAACAUUCCAACUCCAACAUGGUCAUUAUGCUCAUUGGCAACAAGAGUGACCUGGAGUCACGGAGAGAGGUGAAGAAAGAGGAAGGGGAAGCGUUUGCCAGAGAACACGGCCUCAUAUUUAUGGAGACCUCAGCCAAGACCGCCUCAAACGUCGAGGAGGCUUUCAUCAACACAGCCAAGGAGAUAUAUGAGAAGAUCCAAGAGGGUGUUUUUGAUAUCAACAAUGAGGCUAACGGUAUUAAGAUUGGACCUCAGCACCCUACCACCAACUCCACACUGCCCGGUAGCCAGGGAGGCCAACAGGCUGGAGGUGGCUGCUGCUGAAGGCCCCAAAACAGACCUCUUUGUCCUCCUCCUUCUACCCAUGAGCCCUCUCCAACCUCCCUUCCCCCCCAUCCCAGUCCCACUUGCAUUUCUGCAGAACUGUGCAGGCUUAGUAACAGUUUGUUAACCUGUCUCUCUCCAUCUUGUCAUGCAUCUUUCCUUUUGUGUCCUCCUUGCUUUCAGACCAAUCUUCUUCUUCCUCCUCCCUUUUUUUUUUUUUUGCUCAAUCAUACCUGAGAAUGUCAUGGCAGCAUCCCAUGAGCUCAACCCUUUCAAUAACGGUGUCAGCUUAGGCUCACUAAAUUCUAAACUUCACAUUUUCCUUGGGAAGAUGAAUUGGUUUUAACGGUAUUUGUUUUAAAAUUGACACCAAGAGGAUGAUGACGAUACGCUGUAUUUGUGUUGGUGGUAGUGAAUUUGUUCAGCCAUAGACACACCUGUGGGGAGGGGGGGUGUAAAAAAAAAAAAAACAACUGACACUGACUGACUGUAUGGAAAAAUAAACCAUGUGUUGCCUAUACACUCAAAUCUCCACAUGUUUUUAAAGAAAACGCUGCAGCACUUAGGUAGCUAGGCGUGUUUGCACAUGUAGGCCCUGCGCGUAUACGAACGAUAUAGGCAUUCCAAUGAAGUCGGUCAUUGAAGUCACUUCCCUCUGCUGAUAAAACCGUUGUUUUCCUCCCUUUUGUCUUCAUGUCAACUUGCAGGUGAAAUGUAUUUAAUGAACACUAAACAAUUGUGUGGCUGUUUUAAAUUGUCCUGGGGAGAGAAUAAAAGACCAAACUGCCGAGCGUGGGAAUGAAUCCUUUUGGAAUGGUCGAAAAAUGAAGAAAAUGAAAAACGUCAAGGGGAUGUUGAGAGAAGUGGCUGACAUAAUGAAGUGUAGAAUCAAAACAACAACAAAAAAGGAAAUGAUUGGAGAUGUUUUAACUGUAUUUAUCAGGCGCUAUUCUGUGUGUGUGAAUAUAUGGCUCUUUAGAUUUCUGUAGCUUCUUUGGCGGUUCAAGAGUGAAACUUGGCACGUUGUGGCCUUCACUUGGGCUUUACACGUAUUUAUAAAAACACAAAACCCAAAACAAUUGUCAUUUCAGCCAAAAUGCUCACAAACCCUGUCGAAAAGGGUUGCUGGUGCCCUUUUCUUUUAAGUGACAAGUGUGAAUGAUAACAGGCACGGUUACGAGAUCAUGUGGAGAACGGACUCAAAUGUCAACGUAUCUCCCUUUGAAGCAAACUGACGCCCACCAUGAAAUAGUUGACAAACAUGUCAUGUGUUGUUUAGAGCUUCAUCGAUGAGUGCUGCGAUAUUUUGUUCGCCUUUGCAAUGUCCUGGCCAUCGUUUUACUGCUUUGAGCAUUGUUUACUUAUUCUUUUCAUAUUUCCCCCUUUACAUCCAACUGUGUGGUAACAUUAGUUGUGUGUGUGUGCGUGUGUUAAUUGCCAAAACAACUUGUGCGCCCGUGUUUCGUUCCGUAAAGUGGCGGGGCAGCAAUCACUCCAUUAUGCUAUGUCAGGAUCAGCUGUCUGCCUUAACUCCGCCCCCUUGAGAGAUUUAGACAGCAGCUAAAAUGAAUUAGCUGCAAAAUGAUGCAUUACAUUAGAUGCAGCUUGUGGGUAGUGUCGGGGCGUUUGAUUGGAAUCCUCAUCAAUUAACUUUCUUCCCACUGAUUCCCUGUGCGAACACACUCACACAUGCCCUUGCACACAAUAUAUAAAUGUACCAUGUUUUAACUCCUGUAUAGAUAUGGGGAUCACAGUUUUUUUCCAUUUUAGAUGUAUAUCAGAUGGAUAUUAAUCAAGCAUUAUUCUUUGUAAAGCAACAUGUGGCGUGUGUGUGUGUGAGCGCGUGUGUGUGCAGACCCACAGUGGUUAGAGGGGGAGGAUCAAGCCAAACCUGAUACAUCUAUUUAUCUACGGAUUGAUCUAUCUUACCUGUGUGUCCUCCUUCCCUUCAAUGCUGUCUUCAUCUUCUUGCUUCUCUUGCCCCCAAAAGUUGUUGUGUUUGUUCUUUGGAAGAAAAUUAAAUGGAAAAAAAGAAAAAAAAAGAAUGCAAUCACAAUAAACUAUAAUAAAACAUUUGAAACUUUAUCUGUUACUUUAAUGAUGUGAAGAUAGAAAAAUAUAGUGCUGAAUAUUUUAAAAAUGCGGGUAUUUUUACUGUAUCUGGUGUUUGCUUUUCAGCAUUGUUCAACAAUUAGGAAUGUGACUUGCGACCACUCCAAGGUGUACACUGCGUCUUUCUCAAAGUCAGCUGGGAUAGCCGCAGCAAUACUUAAACCAAAAAAUGGAGGACAGACUUGCAGUGCACAGCUAUGGCCAUUUUAUGUAUAGUGGUCAAGAAUUUAAUUUGAAGUUACUUUUCUAUGCGUUCUUGAUCUCUGUGUACAUUAUGGGGACGGCGUGAUUGGCUGUUUUUGUAACCUGAUGUUAUUUUCCCAUCAUGAUGAGGAAGACAAAGGUUGUCUACAUAUUUGACUCACCACUUAACAUGUCGCGCUAAACCAAUAGGGAUCAGCGAUUUCUGAAGGAAUUCAUGAUUUUUGCAAGUUACAUAUAUUGUCCGCUGUAAACACUUUAAAGUUCUCAUGCGGUCUUGUGCUUAGCUUGGGUGAGCAAUUCAUUUUGUUGAGAAUACUAAUUAUUUGUUUGUUACCAUGUAACAAUUAUUUGAUGACGAUCAAGUUAGGAAUGCGGCAGACACACCCUGGACUGGUCGCCAGUCAAUGUCAGGAAGCAUUGGCAACCAACCAUUCACACAUUCACAUUUAUGGACAUAUCAGAGACAUUGAUGAACCGAAUUUGCAUGUUUUUGAAUGUGGGAGGCAGUAUAGGCAACACGAAGAGAGCAUGCAAACGCCACACAGUAUCUCAGCGGAGAUUCUAACCCAGAAUCUUUUUAACUUCCACUUCAGUAUAUUGCUGACAUAUUAACUUUUUGGUAAUUGAUAAGUAUGGAUGGAUCAUAAAUCCUAAAGGAAAAAUUUACUUAAUUUUGUGAAAUGGCCUAUAUUCGGAAAACUAUCCGUCCAUUAAUUUUCUAUUACUGAUGAUCCUGUAGCCAGGGUCAUUGGGACCAGGUUGACUGGUUGUCAAUUAGUCAAAGUGUAGAUAUAGAGACGGACAACCAUUUACACAGUGGAAAGGGAGCAGACGCCUCAUUGUCAACAUGUUGGUCAGGGGAGUGAACCACUACUCCGUAGGUGACAUCCUGGAAAAAUAUUGUGGCAUGAAUGAGAGACAAAAGUAUGACCAGAGACGGGUUCAGUCAAAAGUUAUUGCAAACGAGUCGAUCUUAAAUUUCAGAAUUUGAUCGUGACAAUAAUCCCAAUUUCAUUUGAAGAGUGGAGGAACACUAUGUAAACCUCUAUAAAUGUCUUGGCGUUGUAUUUGUUUAGGCUUUCUGCGUUCAUUCAUAUUUUUCCGUUCAAAUAGUGGCGGACAUGGUUGUCGUCUUCAGGGUAAUUCACAUAAGACCACGUCCGCGCACUGAGCGAAUCUCACAGAUCGUCACACGGGCACGACGGGGUCAGUGACCGCGCACGCAGCCUGUUUAUCUGUAUGAGAGGUCCUCGGGAGCGCGCACCCCCGGCCGAGGAAGGUGAGCGAGUGUCUGGAGGGGAGGACUCGGGAACGCGACCGACCAGUCGAGGGAUCGAUCGGAUUAAACUCGAUUUGAGUGAAAUUAACACAAAGGACAGAAGCGCAACGCGCACUCGUCGGCGAGGUCGCAAAUGCGAGACCCACCGGAGAUACAUUUCACGAUAAACAUUCAAAUGCAACUUUUUUCCCAGUCUGUCUUUUGAAAACCAGAAAGGACCACGGUGAUUUUUCCCCUUUGCGGAAACGGAGAUACUAACGAGGAGUUCAUUUGAUUU